UGGUGGGGAAGAUACACGAUAGGGAUAUGCCUUUAGACAUGGACAAUGACGUCUGGCUCAGACAACCGCAGAGAAGAUGAUGGGCACGAUGAGGUGGAUGUGGUCAACUACUUUGCACAUCUUAGCGCAGUCUACGUGGAAGGGGGGAGUGGGGAGGAUGAGCAGGUUGCAGAGCAGGUUGCAGAAAACGUCGAGAACUUUCAGAUUCAUGAUGGCGGUGAUGUGACUUUUGACACGGAUGAUGGGCAAGAUGAGGUGGAUGUGGUCAACUACUUUGCACUUCUUAGCGCAGUCUACGUGGAAGGGGGGAGUGGGGAGGAUGAGCAGGUCGCAGAGCAGGUUGCAGAAGACGUCAACAACUUUGACAUUCAUGAUGACGACGAUAUGACUUUUGGCACGGAUGAUGAAGUUUGCCAGCGAGAGGUAAAGGGUAAGGUUGGUGAGAAGGAGGCUGGCAACUACAUUAACAACAACAACAACAAUAUUAACAGCAACAACGUUGAUGAGAGCGUUGGUGGAGAGGUGGUGGUUGUGGUGGAGGAGAGGCUGGUAAUGGGUGAGAUCGGUGACAAGGGUGGGGAGGCUGACAACACUAACAACAACAAAACGGGAAUCAUGGCAGAGGUGGGGGCAGUGAUGGAGGAGAGGCAGGUGAUGGGCGAGAUCGGUGUGAAGGGUGGGGAGGCUGUCAACAGCAAUAACAACAACAAUAACAACAAUGACGUCGGCGGCAACAACAACGACAAUGAUGGCGAGCAGGGGGUGGGUGUAAUGGGUGAGGCAGUGAUGGAGAAGAGGUUGGUGAUGAGCGAGAUCGGUGUGAAGGGUGGGAAGGCUGUCAACAACAACAACAACAACAACAAUGACGGCGGCAACAACAGCAACAGUGAUGGCGAGCAGGGUAUGGGUGUAAUGGGCAAGGAGGGUGUGGAACAUGACAACAAAAUCUACAACGGUGACGAUAACAGCAAUAACGACUGCAAUAUCAACAACAACAACAACAACAAUUACAACAACAAUCACAAUGAUGGCGGCGAUGAAAUCUACGGGAGCAGCAGGGUAGAGAAGGGUUAUUGUGCCUCCAAACGCCCUGUCUGCAUCAAGGGAGAGACGCUGCCAACAACAAAAGGGGAGGGAAUUAGGACCUUGCUAGGGCUCGCAAAGGAGGGUUUGUGCCUUAUGGGAUUGGGCGAAAUGGGUGGCAAGAGCGCGAGGGAUGACAACAACAUCAACAACGACGGCAACAACAACACUAUCAACAUCGCCAAUAUCAACAACAGAUACAACAACAACAACAACAACAAGAUGUGGGUUUUGUGGUUGAAGGUUGCCACAACAUCAAGAAAGUAGGCAAGAACUAGUAGCUUGGUUGGUCGGGCGAGGUCGGAUUUUAGGUUGAAGGUCAAAACUACCGCUCCCCCCCAUUCCUGCCCGGUGUUUCAUUCUUUGUUUGUUCUUUUUUGGCACCGGCUAGGAGAAGGAUAUAUGCUCUCCCCCUAGUUGAUUAAUGGAUGAUUGGCUUUCAACUCUCAUGCCCUUAACUCGCAUUCACGUGGCUUCAUGAGGGGUUUGAUGAUUACCUUUUGAUUUCACGUUUUUAAUUUUUGAUUCAGGGUGGGGUGAGCUACAUCUCUUACAUGCUAUCAUCUCCACACACCAUUGAAUACGGGAUAAAUGUUUUAUCAACAG
Chara braunii is the source of this 1689-nucleotide messenger RNA. The record is from the annotation of a GenBank genome assembly. NCBI's taxonomy places the organism in Eukaryota, Viridiplantae, Streptophyta, Charophyceae, Charales, Characeae.